AUGCCUUCACCUUCAGAUAUCGCGACCCGUGCCUUCAUCGUGACCCUCAAAGCUCCUUGCAGCGGUAAGUCGUCUGCUGAAGUAGCGACUUUAUCAGGGCAAUCGAUCCGCCAAGUUGAUCGAAUAUAUGCUCGUGCGAUCAAGAGAGGAUUUGAUCCACACAGCCUGCCUGUGGUUUUGAAGAAUGAACAUCUCGAAGAUGCUCCUCGCAGCGGGCGUCCGUUGAAGGCGACGGAGGAAGCUAAAAAGCUAGCUAUUAGCAAGGUACAAACGGACCGCUUUGGUAGGGAAAAGACCUGUGCUGAUAUCGCCGGCGACCUCUCGGCAAUAGGACUAGAGGUCUCUGCAUCGACGGUCUAUCGGAUGCUCGUCUCAGAAGGAUUUCGGAAGACAAAACCAACGAGGAAGCCCGGACUGACGCAGCGGAUGAGGGAAGAACGGCUGGCUUGGUGUCUUGCUCGCCAAGACUGGACCCUAGAGGACUGGAAGUCAGUGAUUUGGUCAGAUGAAACCUCUGUGAUUCUUCUGCAUAGGCGGGGAAGUUACCGUGUGUGGCGGAGGCCUGACGAGCGUUUUCUCCGUAGCUGUAUUCGUGAGAGAUGGAAAGGAUCCAUGGAGUUUAUGUUCUGGGCGGCGUUUUCGUACGAUAAGAAAGGUCCUUGUCAUUGCUGGUCUCCAGAGACCAAGAAGGAAAAGGCCGACUCGAUCGUUAUCAUCGAUGCCCUCAAUAAGCAGCUAGAACCGGAGAAGAAGUCAGCUUGGGAGCUAGAAACAGCGAUGCGGCGCGUAGGCUUACGAAAUAAGCCGGGUCAGAAGCCAAGGUGGCAGUGGAAUGAGAGUACCGGCAAGCUCGUGAGGAAGGAAGGAAAAGGCGGUAUUGACUGGUGGCGAUAUCAGCAGAAGGUUCUUAUUCCAAAAUUGCUUCCUUUUGCACAGGCCUGUGAGGAAGAAAGGCCGGGCACAGUUGUACAGGAAGACAAGGCGCCGUCACACGCACAUCACGCACAACAGCGGGUGUUUGAUCUCGCCGGCGUACAGCGACUUCUUUGGUGUGGAAAUAGCCCGGAUUUGAACGCGAUAGAGGCGGCUUGGCCAUAUCUGAAGAGGAUAACAACGAAAAAAGGCGCCCCGGGCAGCCGGGCUGAAGCUAUUCGCAGGUGGGAGGCUGCGUGGUCGGCGUUGCCGCAAGAGAAAAUCAGGGCUUGGAUUGAGAGGAUACCCCGGCACGUUAGAAAAAUCAUUGAACUAGAAGGGGGGAAUGAGUACCUCGAAGGCAGGGAUUAA
Fusarium pseudograminearum CS3096 is the source of this 1284-nucleotide messenger RNA. RefSeq lists its product as uncharacterized. Bases 1 to 1284 code for a protein of 427 amino acids. The record is from RefSeq and is a predicted model, not a curated record. Gene Ontology annotation, molecular function: DNA binding. NCBI's taxonomy places the organism in Eukaryota, Fungi, Ascomycota, Sordariomycetes, Hypocreales, Nectriaceae. Gene Ontology annotation, biological process: DNA integration; DNA transposition. The transcript has a single exon.